AUGUCAUCAAGCUUCGUCCUCUCACUUGCCGGCACCGCAUUGGAUGCGAAGCAAUUCAUAGCCGCACUAGACAAGCGCGCUUCAUGUCGACGAGACUUCGUUCUAUUGGGCGUAGACCUCCCAUUGGACACAAAGACGUCCAGACCUUAUGGAAGUGCCCCUUGCAUCCACGGCUUGCACUCAACAGGCAUAGGCGAGAUUCAGUACAAGAACCUAAUGUCUUCGACAAACCAAUCAGGACAAAUGCGACCAUUCAAGUCUCGUCCGCGCGUGAAUAGUUGUCAAAAAGAUGUUCCGCCCGACCGCGAGCGCUGUCUGCAGAAGCCAAUAGGGAAAUACCGAGAAUUGGAAAUGUCUCCGUGGACGCUGAUCCUUGAUUACGCUCUACAUCCUACUUUCAAGUCGGCGGACAACGGCGUAAAUGAGUAA
Messenger RNA from Fomitiporia mediterranea MF3/22, 429 nucleotides. RefSeq lists its product as uncharacterized. The record is from RefSeq and is a predicted model, not a curated record. Bases 1 to 429 code for a protein of 142 amino acids. The transcript is spliced from 3 exons. Lineage: Eukaryota; Fungi; Basidiomycota; Agaricomycetes; Hymenochaetales; Hymenochaetaceae.